UCUGGCCCAAUCAGCGCUGAGCUCACUCCGGCAGCCCCCUUUAUAAGACCUCCGUCUGCUCUCAGGUUUUUAUUCUUUCGCUGUUCGCACACACACCGAAACUGUAAAAUGGCCAGGACCAAGCAGACCGCCCGUAAAUCCACCGGAGGAAAAGCUCCCAGGAAGCAGCUCGCUACCAAAGCUGCCCGUAAGAGCGCCCCGGCCACCGGCGGAGUGAAGAAGCCUCACCGCUACAGGCCCGGCACCGUGGCCCUCAGAGAGAUCCGUCGCUACCAGAAAUCCACCGAGCUGCUGAUCCGCAAGCUGCCCUUCCAGCGCCUGGUCAGGGAGAUCGCUCAGGACUUCAAGACCGACCUACGCUUCCAGAGCUCCGCCGUCAUGGCUCUGCAGGAGGCCAGCGAGGCUUACCUGGUCGGCCUGUUCGAGGACACCAACCUGUGCGCCAUCCACGCCAAGAGGGUCACCAUCAUGCCCAAAGACAUCCAGCUGGCCCGCCGCAUCCGCGGAGAGAGGGCUUAAACUGA
Archocentrus centrarchus (flier cichlid) is the source of this 524-nucleotide messenger RNA. RefSeq names its product histone H3. The coding region runs from base 109 to 519 and encodes 136 amino acids. NCBI's taxonomy places the organism in Eukaryota, Metazoa, Chordata, Actinopteri, Cichliformes, Cichlidae. Gene Ontology annotation, molecular function: DNA binding; structural constituent of chromatin; protein heterodimerization activity. Gene Ontology annotation, cellular component: nucleosome. The record is from RefSeq and is a predicted model, not a curated record. The transcript has a single exon.